AUGGAGUUCAGGUCUCUUCUUCCACUGCUCUUGUUGACUUUUAGCAUCCAUUCCGGGGAAACUGGAGAUUUACCCAGAGUUACAGUGAAAGUAACACCAGACACACCUGUGUUCACUGGAGAGACAGUCACUCUGACGUGUGAGAUAGAAGAACAAUUCAGAUCAGUAAAUUUGAGUUUUCUGUGGGCUAAUAGCAGAACUUCAGUUUUUGACUCUGAGCGUUACAGUGUAAACACAAACACUCUCACUAUCAGAGGAGUUACUCCAAAUGAUCAGGAUGAGUUCUGGUGUAGCACAGAAAUACAUGGACAAAAACCUUCGAGCACUGCUGUUUAUGUCACAGUGAAGGAUUUACCCAGAGUUACAGUGAGAGUAACACCAGACACAUCUGUGUUCACUGGAGAGACAGUCACUCUGAAGUGUGAGAUAGAAGAACAAUACAGAUCAUUAUACUGGAGAUAUCUGUGGUAUAAAGACAGAACUGAAGUUUAUAAUACUCAUCCUUACACUGUAAACACAAACACUCUCACUAUCAGUUCAGUUACUCAAUCUGAUCAGAGUCAGUACUGGUGUGUAACAGAGAUACAUGGACGACCACAAACUUCACAACAAAGCUCUGCUGUUCAUCUCACUGUGAUGGAUUUACCCAGAGCUACAGUGAGAGUAACACCAGACACAUCUGUGUUCACUGGAGAGACAGUCACUCUGAAGUGUGAGAUAGAACAAUACAGAUCAUUAGACUGGAGAUAUCUGUGGUAUAAAGACAGUACUGCAGUUUAUAAUUCUCAUCGUUACACUGUAAACACAAACACUCUCACUAUCAGUUCAGUUACUCAAUCUGAUCAGAGUCAGUUCAGGUGUGUAACAGUGAUAUAUGGACGACAACAAACUUCAUCAAGAUCAUCUGUUUAUCUCACAGUAAAGGCUUUACCCAGAGCUACAUUGACAGUAACACCAGACACAUCUGUGUUCACUGGAGAGACAGUCACUCUGAAGUGUGAGAUAGAAGAACAAUACAGAUCAUUAUACUGGAGAUAUCUGUGGUAUAAAGACAGAACUGCAGUUUAUAAUACUCAUCCUUACACUGUAAACACAAACACUCUCACUAUCAGUUCAGUUUCUCAAUCUGAUCAGAGUCAGUUCAGGUGUGUAACAGUGAUAUAUGGACGACCACAAACUUCACAAAGCAGAACUGCUGUUGAUAUCACUGUGACGGGAUCAAAACCAAAAGCUGAACUCACAUCAGAUACUGAAGGAUCUGUACUGACGGGAAACACAGUGACUCUGACGUGUCUCAUGAAUCAGUCGACUGGAUGGAAGUUUUACUGGUAUCAACACACACAGAACACUGAGAAGAACACAACAGAAGGAAUCUACUACACAAUUCACAACAUAACAGUUUCAGAUGGAGGUCAGUUCUGGUGUAGAGCUGGAAGAGGUAAUCCAGUCUAUUACACAGACUACAGUGAUGUUCUGUGGAUCAAUGUUUCAGCUUCAAGUUCUUCAUCUCAUGGUCUGAUGGUUGGAGUGGCUGUUGGAUUGAGCUUCAUGUUUUUGAUCAUUUUCUUGGUUUUCCUGUGGUGUUACAAAACCAGAAAAGGUAAAGUGUCUGAGUCUCCCUCUGGUGUCAGUCCACAGCAGAACAUCAGUCAGACAUCAGAUCAGAAACACAAUGAAGACGGAUACACUCCACUGCAGUCUGGAAAUGCUCAUAUUUAUGACUCUGUUAAUGCAGCAGAUAAUAAAGACACAAGCACAGCAGUGACUGUGAGCGGCCCCAGUGAUGAACUGUAUUCACAGGUCGACACAAAGAAUAACAAACAGAAGAGCAAAGAUAAUGUGAGUGGAGCAGCUGAUCUCACCUAUGCUGACAUUGAACUGAAACCUAAGAUAGAAGUGAAGAAAAAUAAAGAGAAGAAAGACAUUACUUCUGGAUCAAAUGAUGUGACUUAUGCUCAGAUAAAAUUGAUGAUUUUACACAUCCACUCUGAACAAGCUGCAGAAAGACCAAAACCUCAAGUGUCUGUUUGGCCUGAUGGACGAUUAUUCAGAGGAGAAACUGUCACUCUCACAUGUGUCAUCAGUGGAGGAGGAGUCACUAACUGGCUAUACAGCUGGAAUAAGACAAGACAUAGUCAGCUCUCACAAUACAAUAUCAGUAAUCUACAGUAUUACACAAUCAGUUCUGUUAGUGAGUCUGACGCAGGUCAAUACACCUGUAGAGGAACAGAGAUCAGAGGAUCACGAUCAUCAGACACCAGUGAUGCAGUUACACUGACAGUAUCAGGAUCAAAACCAAAAGCUGAACUCACAUCAGAUACUGAAGGAUCUGUACUGACGGGAAACACAGUGACUCUGACGUGUCUCAUGAAUCAGUCGACUGGAUGGAAGUUUAACUGGUAUCAACACACACAGAACACUGAGAAGACGACAACAGAUACAAACACCUACACAAUGUCCAAUGUUAGAGUUUCAGAUGGAGGUCAGUACUGGUGUAGAGCUGGAAGAGGGAAUCCAGUCUAUUACACAGACUACAGUGAUGUUCUGUGGAUCAAUGUUACAGAGAGUCCUAAAGCAGUUUUGAGCGUUGAGCCUGACAAACAGCUGUUCUCAGGAGAAACUGUCACUCUGAGAUGUGACAUACAGACUAAACAAGACACUGAGUGGACAUACAGCUGGACUGUAGAGAAAUAUAACCAACAGUAUACAGUCAACCGAUGCAAAACACAAGAGUGUAAAAUCAGAGUUUAUCACAGUGACAGCGGUCACUACACGUGUAGAGGAAAGAGUGUAAAUGGACAAAACACUGAGAAGAGUGAAGCUGUUACACUGACUGUAUCAUCAUAUAAACCCAAGACACUUUUAAGAGUUUCUCCACAGCAGUGGCUGACUGAAGGAGAUUCAGUGACUCUGAUGUGUGAGGUUAACAGAUCCUCUACAGGCUGGACAUUCAGCUGGUUCACUGAACACAAUCUCUCCUCAGGUUAUGAUCUGGUGUCAGACAGCAGUGGAGGAUCUAAAGGAAACUACACUGUGAGUUCUGCUGCUCUGAAGCACACAGGAGUUUAUAUGUGCGGAGCAGAGAGAGGAGAUCCAGUCUAUCACACACACAACAGCAGCACACAACCACUGUGGAUCACUGGUGUUUCUUCUUCAGUGUCUCUGAUCAUCAGACCCAACAGAACUCAACACUUCUCAUCUGAAUCUCUCUCUCUGAGCUGUGAGGAUCACAGGAACUCUACUGGAUGGACAGUGAGAAGAUACACAAACACACUGGAAACUUGUUCAUCAUCAUCAGUCAGAUCUACAGGAACAGAAUCUACAUGUACAAUCAGAUCUCUCAUCACAUCUGACACUGGAGUGUACUGGUGUGAGUCUGAAUCUGGACACAAACUUCAUCCUGUUAAUAUCUCAAUACACAAUGCUGAUGUGAUUCUGGACAGUCCUGUUCAUCCUGUGACUGAAGGAGAUUCUCUGACUCUUCAUUGUUUAUAUCGAGAUAAAAACCCAUCAAACCUCAGAGCUGAAUUCUAUAAAGAUGGAUCAGUGGUGCAGAAUCAGACUACAGGAGACAUGAUGAUCAUCUCUACAGUCUCAAAGUCACAUGAGGGUUUCUACUACUGUAAACACCCAGAGAGAGGAGAGUCUCCAAAGAGCUGGAUCUCAGUCACAGGUGAGCGAGAGAAGAUUUCUGUCUUCAAGAUUCCCAGUUUUCUGCUGGCCGUUUGUCCAUAUCUGAUAGUGACAGUCGUGCUGGUGUUCAAAUGCUUCAGAUUGAGAGAAGAAACAUUGGUCUGAUAUUUUAGGUUGUUAAUAUACAAGGUUCUUUUUUAAUUAAACAACAAAGUAGUC
Molecule: messenger RNA, 3852 nt
Organism: Triplophysa dalaica
Lineage: Eukaryota; Metazoa; Chordata; Actinopteri; Cypriniformes; Nemacheilidae
Product: obscurin-like
Exons: 22
Coding region: 1-3798 (1265 amino acids)
Biological process (GO): cell surface receptor signaling pathway
Molecular function (GO): transmembrane signaling receptor activity
Source: RefSeq, a predicted model, not a curated record